AUGCCUUUCUCUCAUCACAGCCAUUCGGGCCAGUUCUGCCCCGGCCAUGCAAAGAACUCACUCGAGGACGUCAUUCAGACGGCCAUUGCACAGAAGAUGCAAGUCUUUUGUCUCACAGAGCACAUGCCCCGUGGAAAAGAAGAUUUUUAUCCUGAAGAGAUCUCCGAUACGGAAGAAUGGCAUGUCAAAAACGAAGCAUCUUUCUUUGCAGAAGCAAUCCGGUUACGCGAAAAAUACGCAUCCCAGAUUAAACUCGUGAUUGGAUUUGAGAUUGACUGGAUCCGGCCCGAAUCCCUGCAGCUCAUCGAAGCCUCGAGAUCGCGCUUGCCGUUUGAGUUCUUUGUUGGGUCAGUACACCAUGUACACACCAUUCCAAUCGACUACGACACGGCCAUGUACAACCAGGCGCGAGAAGUUUCCGGUGGCACAGACGAGCGCUUGUUCGAGGACUACUUUGAUAGCCAGCUCGAUAUGCUGCAGAAGCUGAAGCCGCUGGUCGUCGGCCAUUUCGAUCUUAUCCGUCUGAAGAGCGCAGAUCCAAAUGCCACGUUUACUCAGUAUCCCGCGGUGUGGGAGAAGAUUCGACGCAAUCUUCAAUUCGUAGCUAGCUAUGGGGGCAUUCUAGAGCUCAACUCGGCUGCGUUGAGAAAGGGGAUGAGCGAACCGUAUCCCAAAGGGGAAAUCUGCAAGGAAUUCUUAUCAAUGGGUGGACACUUCUGCAUGUCCGACGACAGUCACGGUGUUGAUCAGGUAGGAUACGGCUACCGUCAAGUGCUAGAGUUUGUCGAUCGCACGGGUAUCACGACGCUACACUACUUGGAUGUAUCCAAAGGAGAGGAUGUCCCAGACAGUCGGUUCCCGGAAACGACGAUCCGGUCCGUAUCAGUGCAAGAGAUUAAGCAGGCUACAUUCUGGCUUUAA
Molecule: messenger RNA, 921 nt
Organism: Talaromyces rugulosus
Lineage: Eukaryota; Fungi; Ascomycota; Eurotiomycetes; Eurotiales; Trichocomaceae
Exons: 3
Coding region: 1-921 (306 amino acids)
Biological process (GO): L-histidine biosynthetic process
Cellular component (GO): cytoplasm
Molecular function (GO): histidinol-phosphatase activity
Source: RefSeq, a predicted model, not a curated record